UGUAUUUAUUAUUGUAUUUCGAAUUUUCAACAAUGGAUGAGGAUUAUGCCCAACGAAAAGUUCGAAAACAAUAUUACAGCUGCUUGAACUAUUCAAAAACUCAUGUAAUGGAGUCAACGCUACGCAGUCACCAUGAUGGGCAGCGCUACAAACCCGCCACGCGAGGCACUUGCUCACGCCAUAUGCAGGCCAAGACUCAAGAUAAAAAUUGCGCUGCCAAGCGUGCGCAGCCCAAGCCGCCGCCGAUUGCGUACUCCAAGUAUAAGAUGCGCCAUACUGCAGUGCAGCCAUCUCGCCAGUCCAUGGAGCGAGCAACACGUGCAGAGCUCAGAUGUGCAUAUCGCGCUCACGAUCGUCGCUCGCCCAGUCCGCCGCUGAAGCAACGCGUGCACUACUCGGACUACAAGCACAAGCAGGAAGUCAGUCCACGUAUUCCACGUGUUGCUGCUGGUUGCUCGCAUACACGCAAGGAGGCGAAUGCGCCGCCCUCGCCUUGGGCUUUGGGCCAAGCGCCCAGGCAAACGACGGAUCCCAAGGCAGCUGGCGAUGUAAUUGACUGUGUGCUGUAUCGAAAUAAAAACUUUGGCAAGGAACAGAACAGUGAUGGGCUCUUGGACGAUCCAAUGGAACAUGAUAUGACGUAUAGAAUCAAUCGCUUUAAGCAUAUGAAGAGUCCUUCCUUGGAGUCGGCGCGUGAGCGUUGCCGUAAGAUGAAUGAACACUUUGCGGCCAAGUAUGCCAAAAAGGAUUUGCUCAUCACAGACACGGAGUCCAUGAACUCGAAGAAAACAGCGCGCUCCAUUAAAACUGUGAUCAGCACUAGAAAUGUGGAUGCAUUGCGCGGCAUGGUGCGCUCUCAGGUGCAAUUGCAGGAGAUUCUACAUCGCUCCAUAGAUCGUGCUAAUGAGCUGAAGGAUAAACUUGACAAAAAGCCAUGCACCAAGGUGGAUUUACCCUCAUUAGGGCUAUCGGAAAUGUCAGCGUGCUACUCAACAACGCGCUCCAAGAAGCAACCAGUGGCCAAGCACUCUGAUAUGGGCAAACCGCAGACAGUGGCUUCAUGUGGCACCAUAUCGAUAGCCAAUGAUUCCUUAUUACAUGGCAAGCCGGAAGCCAACGGCAGUCAUUUCUCUUUUAGCGUCGAGGAUGUGGUGAACAGCAGAGUCAUCACGCCCAUGAUACGGCGCAUACAGCGCAUGUAUUUGAAUAAUCUGCAAGAGGAAAUGGCUUUAAUGGAGGAGCUCGAGCGUGUACCCAGUCUGGUGAGCGAGGUGUACAAGAGUGCCGACCAGCAGGGGCUGCUAAUGGAGAAGUAGUUAUUGUAUUUUAUUUUUUAAUGUUUGGUUUAUUAUAUUUUGUAUGCCACAGUGCGA
Molecule: messenger RNA, 1373 nt
Organism: Drosophila busckii
Lineage: Eukaryota; Metazoa; Arthropoda; Insecta; Diptera; Drosophilidae
Exons: 2
Coding region: 33-1316 (427 amino acids)
Source: RefSeq, a predicted model, not a curated record